AUGGUGGUCUUUGUUGGCCUCAUCAUCCCCCUACCCUAUAAAUUGAAGAAGGGGCUCUUCACCUUUAUCUCUGAGAGCCCGCUAGUGGCUAAAAUUCAAUAUGCUAUGAAGAUCACGUUCAUUUUCAUUCUCAUUCUGUUUCUUGACAGUGUAAACCGAGUCUACCGAGUUCAGGUUGAACUCGCAGCUUAUUCAAAGGAUGGAAGCGGCGCAGGGGCCGCUGCUCUCGGAUCUGAACGCAUGGAAGUGCAAGCUCGAAAGUUCUAUUCUCAACGCAACAUGUACCUUUGCGGCUUCACGCUGUUCCUGUCACUCAUCCUCAACCAGACUUAUGUCAUGAUCCUUAACGUGCUUCGCCUUGAAGAGAAGCUCAAGAUGUAUGAGGGCGAUCCACGAGCUGGUGGAAAGAGUGCCGAGAAGCUAGACCGCGCAGGUGAAUCUGGUGAGAUCGGCAGCCUCAAAAAGGAUCUUCACAAGAAAGAUAAGGAGUUGCAAGCUAUGAAGAGUCAGGCAGAAGGAUUGCAAAAGGAGUAUGACCAACUAAGCGUCAAGUACAACCAAAUGAACCCGGACAACAACACACCCAAGAAGGAUAGGUAA
Molecule: messenger RNA, 600 nt
Organism: Endocarpon pusillum Z07020
Lineage: Eukaryota; Fungi; Ascomycota; Eurotiomycetes; Verrucariales; Verrucariaceae
Exons: 3
Coding region: 1-600 (199 amino acids)
Biological process (GO): intracellular protein transport; endoplasmic reticulum to Golgi vesicle-mediated transport
Cellular component (GO): endoplasmic reticulum; endoplasmic reticulum membrane
Source: RefSeq, a predicted model, not a curated record